Molecule: messenger RNA, 4671 nt
Organism: Thalassophryne amazonica
Lineage: Eukaryota; Metazoa; Chordata; Actinopteri; Batrachoidiformes; Batrachoididae
Product: EMILIN-1-like
Exons: 14
Coding region: 376-3792 (1138 amino acids)
Molecular function (GO): protein binding
Source: RefSeq, a predicted model, not a curated record
GAGAGAGAGAUGUAAUAAAGAGGAGGAGUAACAGUUUUUCUUUUAGUCUUCAGCCUCCUUCAGCUCGUGUGGAAAGUAUUUUUGUUCUUUGUUCCAGAUCACAGAUGGUCUGAAUCUUGGACCAGGACGAACCCAGAAACCACAAAAUGGACUAAAGAGGACUAAAGGAGGAGUGAACUCUGAACUCUGUGCACCUCGACUGCUUCUCUCACCAUGUGAACGUGGUUCUGGUGGAUAAAUUCUGUGGAAAGUUUUCGUUUGUUUGUUUGAGCACUAUGGAUCGAAGUGUUUUAUCAGCCAGCUGAGGCCUUCUUCCAGUUCCGAUCGAUUAUCGAUAUCCGGUAUUGAUCGGCAGGGGGGGUGGGGCGGCGCAGGAUGGACGUGCCGCUCGUGCUGCUCGCGCUGUGGACGUGCUGCUGCUGGACGCUCGCGGACACGAAGGGCUCGUUCCCGCUCAGACCCGCCUACAGCCUGUACUCCACGGGACACGGCGGCGCGCACGGGCACGCAGCACGCGCCACCAGCAGGCACAGGAACUGGUGUGCGUUUGUGGUGACGAAGACCGUGAGCUGCGUGGUUGAGGAUGGCGUGGAAACCUACGUGAAGCCAGAUUAUCAUCCCUGCACCUGGAACGGCGGACAGUGCUCCAGGGUGGUAGUCUAUCGGACCUACAUGAGGCCGAGGUACAAGGUGGCCUACAAGAUGGUGACGGAGCUCGAGUGGAAGUGUUGCCAUGGUUACAGCGGAGUGGACUGUGGUGAAGGUCCAGCAGUGGGUUCAGGGACUCAGAUUUCCACCACCAAGCCUCAGCCCAGGCCAGGACAGGGAGGAGCUCCUCCCAACUAUGGGCAGAUAGGAGGACCUGGGACCAGCUAUGGACAGGGAGGGGGAGGUGGAUCUGAAUCUCAUGGAGGACAAAAUGUUGAACAAGAGAAGAUGCGGCAGCUAGAGGAGAAGAUCCAGAUUCUGACUAAGAAUCUCCAGGACCUGCAGUCCACUCUAACAACCAUGGAGGAGAACUUCCAGCAAGAGUUGAACAAACCUGGCAGUGGCGGCCAGACAAUCACGGGCGGAAGAAACCCAGCCGAUGCAGCCCAGCCAGAGAUUAAAGAGACAAUACACAGCAUUCAGACCAAAUUGGACCAGCUGGACAACCGCACCCAGGCUCAUGAUAAGACACUGGUCAGCAUCAACAACCACCUGGUGAAUGGCAAAGAGAACGAGCUCGAUGGAGGAGCAGCAGAAGUGAAGCUAACCUCCCUGAAGGAGGAGAUCCUGAAGGAGCUGGAGAGAAGGGUGUCAUUGUCCUGCUCCUCCUGCCAGGCUGGGGUAGAAGACCUGCGUAGACAGCACCAACAGGACCGAGACAGGAUUCAAGCUCUGGAAAAGAAGAUAAAUGUUAUGGAUGCUCGGUACCAGCAGACUGUGGACGGGCUACAGAAGGAUGUGGUACAUACUCAGGGCUGCUGUGAUGUCAUCAACAACCUCCAAAACCGCAUCACAGAUACUGAACACAAAAUGAACUCACUGUCUGAGAACUUUGACAUUGUGCAGAACCGUCUGAGCAAGGAGCUGAGCGGAACAGAUGGGACAAGUGAUCACAGUGAAGGAAAUGAUGGAGGACGGAUUGGUGGUGGCAGUGAAAAUCACGACAGACUGCAAAACCAACUGAAGGACCUGGAGUCGCGGAUCAACAGCACGAUGAGAUGUACUGGAGAGAGCUGCUCGCACCUGGAGAACAAUCUGAAGAAAAACUUCCAUGAGGUACUAGGUGAUCUGAGGGAUGACUUGUUGGACCGCUUUGAUGACCAAGCCUACAGGAUCACAGAUGUGGAACUAGAUGUUGGACUGGUGAAGAACGAGAUGACGGACCUUGAGAGGAGACUGGUGAAGCUGGAAAAUACCACCUCCCUGCUGAGCAGGAAGCAGGAGACGUGUGGCUGUAGACGAGAAGAAGUAACAGGAGACAGCACAGGAGGAGAAGGAGGAACGAGAGGAAGCAUAGGAGGAGAAGGAGGAACGAGAGGAAGCAAAGGAGGAGAAGGAGGAAUGAUCGGAAGCACAGGAGGAGGAACGAAAGGAAGCACAGGAGGAGAAGGAGGAGGAGGAGACAAUAUGACAGAGAAGUCCCUGGAGUGGAGGGUUGUAGCCAAUGAGAACAAGAUUCACCACUUUAACAUGCGACUCAAAGACCUGUCAGUGUCGGGAGACUCCCUCCACGACAAAGUUGUGGAUUUGAGCCAUGAUGUGCGUAAAAUAAAGGCUGUCACCGGAGAUCAUGGCGAACACUUCAACCGUAUUGUCACAGAGAUUGAGAUUUUGGGACAAGAGUGUGAGGUGUGUGGACGGGUGGAGAAGGCGCUAGAGAGGCUGAAAAAUAACACCCAUCAUGCAAUGGACCACCUGCAGAACCAGAUCAACAAUCUCCAAACCCACUCAGAGACUGGAAUCCGUCCUGGCGGGUGCUUCCAGAUCUGCUCGGAGGUGAAGGAGGAUGUCAGGCUGCUGAGAGAUGAUGUGAGAAGGUGCACAUGUCAGAACCCACGGGAUCCACAAACAGGUGAAGGGUCUCCUGAUUCUGGUGGUACCGCUGGCAGUGAACACGGACCUGGGUUGGAUGAAGAGAAGUCGCUGGAUGGCCACAGUGUUAUCGGAGGCUCCAUGAAUAACAACCAGCUGAAGGCACUGCAGGGUGAACUUUCAGAAAUCAUCCUGACCUUCAGCUCCAUCAAUGACACCCUGAAAGGCCUCGAACACACCAUCAACAAACACAACAGCGUCAUCACUGAUCUGGGGAAUACCAAGGAUAAGAUCAUCUCUGAGCUGGACAAAAUCCAGCAGGAUGUGACAGAUCACAUUGAGGACAACUGGAACCGCUUGAAUGGUAUGGAUCGGGACAUCCGGAGAUUUGAGACCACUCUGCUGCUAGAAGCAGGAGAUUGUAGGAGGUCCAGCGAUGGGCUGGAGAAGAGGCUGUCUAAGCUGGAGGGCAUCUGCAAGAAGUUGGAAGGGGUCUUUGACUCCAUAUACAAGAUCAAGGAAGGACUGAACAGCCACGUGUCUCGUCUGUGGACGUGUGUGACUGCACUAAACAACACUGUUGGCCACCACGACGGGGUCCUCUACUUUAUCCAGAACAACCAGGAUGACAUCCACAGCAGGAUCAAGAGUCUUAACUCAUCCUUCAACCAUAUCUCCAAAGGUCUGCAGAGUCUGUCUGAACAGAACUGGACCAGUCCCCCAGGAGAGAGAGGUCUUGAUGGUUUACCUGGAUUACCAGGACCCCAGGGCCCACCUGGUCCUCCAGGAGACUAUGGACCACAAGGUUUACCAGGUCUGCCCGGUGCAGAUGCUCAUGUACCCAGAUUAUCAUUUUCUGCUGCCCUCACAGUUGCCAUGGAGAAGGCUGGAACCAUUAUAUUUGAUAAGGUCUUUGUCAAUGAAGGAGAAUUCUAUGACCGAAGAACAGGAAUUUUCACCGCUCCUUUAGAUGGACGCUACUUCUUCAGUGCUAUCUUGACAGGCCACAAGAAUGAGAAGAUUGAGGCAGUUUUAUCAAAGUCUAACUACGGCAUGGCACGAGUGGACUCAGGUGGCUAUCAGCCUGAGGGUUUGGAGAACAACCCUGUUGCUGAGGCGAAGACAACCCCGGGGUCUCUGGCUGUUUUCAACAUCAUUCUGCCUCUGCAGGCUCGAGAUUCUGUUUGCAUUGACCUUGUAAUGGGCAAACUGGCCCAUUCUGUGGAACCCCUCACCAUCUUCAAUGGGAUGCUACUCUAUGAACACAUGUGAUUCACAAAAAGGUCAAAAGCUGUCAUGAUGACCUGCAGUGACUCUGUAAAUGUUAGAGGCCACACAGAAAACACAAGCAGGUCGAUCGGUGCACUUCAAGAACUCCAGUCAGUGCUUGUAACGUCUGAGAAGUCAAAAGACAAGGCCAGAGAACCUAAACAGUCUCAACGCCAUGAAGUAUUAUGUCACUUCCUGCAGACCUUAUUUGAUAGAUUAUAACAAUGACAUUUUUUCUUGAGCAGUCUUGCCUCCACAUUCUACCUAAUCAUCUGAUGUGUUCUUCACACCAACCCCUCCGACCCCAUAAAUUAUUUGUGUAAACACCUUGUUAUAAAAGAAAUAAGUCCUAUACAGGCCUGAGGCCCAUUGGUAUUGGUCCUUAUCCCUGGAUGCUGUCGUGUGAAGCAGAUGAGAGUCUACAGCUCACCAUGGACAGGAUGUCAGUCCAUCACAGGUUACUUCCCAACCAUUUACAGCUGGGUGGACUGGGACAAUGCAGAUGAAGUGUCUUGUCCAAGGACACAGACAGGUAGCCUGCCCGGGAAUUGAACUCAGAUCUAUAGUCCAACUCCUAAUCCCACUGGGCUAUUUCAAUUAAGCCUCGGUCCCACUGAAUAAUAAGCCAUGAAUAAUGAACCACACAUGGGUGUCAGCGAUUAUUCAAAGAAUGAGCCACGUUUUAAACUGUCACAUAUCCGCUACUAAGGCGCCUCUAUGUGCCUCUCUGUACCUCACAUGUACUUGGUAUCAGCCUCUUGUGAGCCACGACCGACCUGUCAUUUGAGCCCCGUCCAGCCUCGAAUGGCUCAUGUCACUGCAUAAGAGUCAUGUAACACAACUUUAGUAUACGUUUAGGCAUGGGUUUGGUCCAAACCUCCA